UCACUCUGGCUGUUGGGAGAUGUAUAACUUGGGAAAGUGGGAGGGAAGGGAUGGAUGGAUUGAGGGAACACAGAGAGGGCAGCGCAGAGCUUGAGCCACGGACAGAUUGAGAGAGAGGAAGUGGAGAAAGAAAUCCAGAAUUGCUUGGGCUGAAUUCCAGAAAACCGUUUUUCUGUGAGAUUCAGUAGAGUAGUACAGGGUUCUCCUGCAACGAGCUGCUAGUCCUGCUCAUUUUUGCCUUUGAACUCGGCAAAGAACCUGGAGAUGAGGAUGCUAUGGCUAAUGGUGCUCAUCCACGUCUGUGCUUUUGUCCUCUCUGCCAAAGGUGCUGCUCUCACCCUACUGGAGCAGAAAGAAGCCCUGGAUUAUUUGCUACAGUUUGGAUACUUGCAGAAGCCACUGGAACAGUUCUCAGAUAACUUCACGGAAGAGGAAAUUGAGGAAGCUUUGAGGUCCUUCCAACUUGCAUCAGGACUGCCUGCCACAGGGCGGGUAGAUGUGGCAACCCUGUCCCAGAUGCGUCAGCCGCGUUGUGGUGUGGAAGACCCAUUCAAUGAAAAAACCCUCAAGUAUCUACUCCUGGGUCGCUGGCGCAAAAGGCACUUGACUUAUCGGAUCUAUAGCCACAGUGAAGAUAUGGGGUCUACAGCCACACGCACUGCCAUCCAAACGGCUUUCAAGUACUGGAGUGAUGUGACGCAGCUCAAUUUCCAGGAGGUGCGGACUGGCCGAGCUGACAUCCGCAUCUCCUUCCACGGUUCUUCUCCUUGGGGCUGCUCACGGCCCUUCGAUGGGCCUGGACAUGUGCUGGCUCAUGCUGACAUCCCUGAAUUAGGCACAGUUCAUUUUGAUUCAGCUGAGCACUGGACGGAGGGGACGCCACGUGGUGUCAACCUGCGCAUCAUUGCUGCCCAUGAGAUUGGCCAUGCACUGGGACUGGGUCAUUCCCGACACCCAGCAGCACUUAUGGCUCCCUCCUACAGUGGUUACCAGCCACGCUUCCGCCUGCAUCAUGAUGACAUCAAGGGCAUCCAGGCACUGUAUGGCAAGAAGACUCUAUCAACUACAGCAACAAUGACCUCUCCUGCCCGUACCACUGUCCCUACAGGCUCUGUGAAACCUAGUAAAGUCCCUAACCCAUGUAAAGAUCGAUUGGAUGCCAUCAUGCUUGGGCCAUAUGACAAGACUUAUGCUUUCCAUGGGGAUUAUGUGUGGACAGUGACAGACUUUGGGACCAACCCACCACUGAAAAUCUCAGCAUUGUGGAAAGGACUGCCAGGGUGGCUGGAUGCUGCUGUGUAUUCUCCCCGCACUGGGCGGACUUAUUUCUUCAAAGGCAGUAAGUUGUGGCGUUAUCAGGGCUUCAAGCUGGACCGUGGGUACCCCAAACCUCUCACCCGUAUCCCACCUAAGAUAGAUGCUGCUCUCUAUUGGCCAGGAAACAAGAAGAUCUUCAUCUUUAAGGGCACUGGCUACUGGCAGUGGGAUGAACUGGGGACACAUUUCACCAGUCUCCCCAGAAAGAUCUCCACCCUUUUCACUGGAGCCCCAACCCACCUGGAUGCUGCAUUCACCUGGGAGAAUGGCAAGGUCUACUUUUUCAAAGGGAAGAACUAUUGGAGGCUCAACGACCAGCUACGGGUUGAGAGAGGCUACCCACUGAGUACAGCUGAGCGCUGGAUGCACUGCUAACACUGGCAAGGAUUGCCCUGCAUUCCACUUCUCAAUACUCAGCAGCAAUGAGAUUUUUUUUAUGGACCCAACAGUGACACCUACAGUUGGCAAACUAGAAGAACUCUUCUGAAAAAGGACGCGGUGGGGGUGGGGGUAAAUACAAUUGACACCUUACAGUUCUCUUGAUUUGAAUGCCACUCCCAAAUAGUAACCACCUUGAUCUUUUCUGUGCUGGAUUCCAUCAACAAUACCAUUUACUUUGGCAUCAGUAUGAGUGGCAGAAGGGGCUAGCCCAGUCUCAGAAUAUGGAGAGCCCUGGUGGAAACGGGUAUGAAGUGGGGACUCAUGGCAAGACAGCACAGGAGUUUUUAGACUGGAAAUAUAUAUUUUUGAGAACUGAAGCAGGUAUGUCAGAAGUAUAUUUGCCCAUGGUGAGCAUACUCAUUUACUAUUCUGUCUGGAGAAGCAGAUCACUUUGCCUUUUAUCUAUUACCAGUAGGAGGUCUAGACUGUUUUGUUUACUAAGGCUGAAGUUUUAUGGGAAAUAUGUGGAAUAUGAUGGGGUGGGGUUGGGCAUGCCCAAUAUAUGACAUACACAAACACAUCUUUGUGAUUGCUAAGACAGACUCUGUGAGUUCAUACUGAAUGUGUUCCACGUUAACCAGUCAUGAGGCCUUGUGUAUCUAGCAGUACGAGUGAAGACUCUGAUUUAGAGGAUCUGAAUGUAUAUAGCUGGCUGUUAACAGCAGUUACACCGGUCCAGAAUUAAAGAAAAGGGUAUGAUGGUAAA
Molecule: messenger RNA, 2464 nt
Organism: Sceloporus undulatus (fence lizard)
Lineage: Eukaryota; Metazoa; Chordata; Lepidosauria; Squamata; Phrynosomatidae
Gene: MMP19
Product: matrix metallopeptidase 19
Exons: 9
Coding region: 265-1692 (475 amino acids)
Biological process (GO): proteolysis; collagen catabolic process; extracellular matrix organization
Cellular component (GO): extracellular matrix
Molecular function (GO): zinc ion binding; metalloendopeptidase activity
Source: RefSeq, a predicted model, not a curated record